Macrosiphum euphorbiae (potato aphid) is the source of this 2439-nucleotide messenger RNA. NCBI's taxonomy places the organism in Eukaryota, Metazoa, Arthropoda, Insecta, Hemiptera, Aphididae. The record is from the annotation of a GenBank genome assembly.
AUGCCUAGAAAAAUGAAAAUUCCUAUUAACACAAUAGCUGACAUUGUUAAAAAGUACUUAGGAACUAUAUUCAAGGAAAAUUGCGUUAUUGUUGGACCAAGUCAUUUCAUUUGGACAACUAUAAAAAAUGAUUUAAAGAACGAAAUCUCAGAAAAAUCUUUGUACACCUUAGUCAAAUGUAACAGGAAUAACUUUUUAAGUUUAUUGUGUAUAGAAUCAAGUCAAAAAGCCGAAGUUUCCAAAGAUAUUAAUUCUGAUUUUCAUGAAAAUUCCGAUUCCCAUGAAGAUUUUGAUAGUGAUGACUUUCUGGAUAGAACUGAAAAAGAAAUUAAAUUCAAUAUAACUCUUAGUGCCGAGGAAUGGAAUAGUUUGGUAACAGGUGAUGUAAUGUAUAAACGUAAGCAUUUUUUAUCAAGAACUUAUAGUAUAUUAAAACCAGGCAUUUGGGCAGAUAUAAUGCAUAGUCAUUUUUGGGAACAAACCAAAUUUUCUUGUUCUGUGUCUUAUAAGCGAGCUAAAAUUUACCAGGAUGGAACUAAUUACUGCGAGUUCUUUGCAGCGUGUACAACAUGUGAGAGUAAGCUGUAUGGAGUUUUAGAUAAUAAACCAUCCAUUAAUUUUCGUGCUGUGUUCCGCUGUACUUAUCGAGGGUGUUUUAAUGAAUGUGUCGUUGAAAAAAAAAAAUACAUGUCAUCACGGCAAAAAAAAUAUUUUCUUGAUAAAAUUGUAGGUGGUAAAAUGUCUGCUUCAGCAGCUAGAAGACUUGAAGCUAAUAAAAUAAUGAAUUUUGGUGAUAAGGAACCAAGUCAUUUACCAACUAGUAAUGCCUUACGUAUCGCUAAGUGUAGAGAACUAAAACAAGGCAGAGAAGAUAAUGACCCUGUAUUAGCAAUCUGUAAAAUGAAAAAUAUAAAUCCUUAUAUAAAUAUUAUUAAGGAUAUUGGAUAUGACAGGUUUUUUGUACAUUACUGGAGUGCAACUGAAUUGAACGUUUAUAGGAAAUAUGUAAAAUACAAUAAAUGUCCUACUAUAUGUAUCGACGCUACCGGUAGCUUAGUAAAAAAACCGUUAUUACUCUCUAAUCGAAAUACAAAACACAUACUGCUGUAUGAAAUUGCUAUUCAUGAUAAGCAGCUAGCAUCACAAUAUUCAGUUUCUCAUAUGCUGUCUGAAAAGCAUGACAAUAAUUCGAUUCACCAUUGGUUAGAAGAGUGGAUUCGAGAUAGAGCCCCAAAGCCGAAACAAGUAGUAACCGAUAUGUCAUUAGCUUUGAUGGCAGCAGUUGUUAAAGCUUUUACUCAGUUUAAUACGAUAUUGUCUUACAUUGAAGGAUGUUUUAAUUGUCUAUGUAAAAAUGAUUUAGAUUUACCACAAUGCUUUGUUCGCAGUGAUGUUGCUCAUGUAAUUAAACUUAUUACAAAUUGGUCAGCAUUUCGUUUAACAGAUAUAAGAGUAAAAGAUUUUAUUGUACGAUCGAUUGGUCAAAUUAUAUUAUGUGAGGAUUUUUAUGACGUUAAAAACAUACUUAAGCAUUUAUUUUGGCUAAUUUAUAGUAAAACAGAUGGUACUUUAAACAAUGGUCAAAAUACUUACGCUGCGCAGGGUAUAGACUUUUUACGUAAGAGGAUUGCAACUGGUACCAUAGAUCAAUAUUCAACAGCCAGCUCUGCGCAUGUUAAUAUGACGGACGAUGAUGACUCAGAAUAUGAGUUUACUUCAGACAAAAAUACAAAUCAUAACGCAAAUUGUACAUCCAACCACAAAAAAGGUCCAUUUUAUGAGGCUGUAAAAGAAAUAGCAUUGAAGUGUGAACAACAAGUUGAAUUUGAAAUGGGAAAUCACGACAACCUCUACUACUUACCAAAUAUUAUAUCAGAUAUACUGAAUUUGUGUACCUAUUUACCAUCGUGGUCUGGAAUAAUGUGUAAGACUUUUAAAUAUGGAGACAAUCCCCCAUCGAGUGCAGCAAUCGAAAGUCAAUUUAAUGAUUUAAAAAAUAGGGUAUUCAAGCAUGUCAAUUCUAUGCCUAUGAGGGUGGAUGAUUUUUUAAAGACUCAUAUUGAAUCACUUAAUGGCACUAUGAAAUUAGUGAAUGCCAAAAUGAUCUCUCAACAAUCGAAAAAUGACCAAAUUAAUACUAAAGAAAAAUCUCCAAUAAUUUACAGGAAGUCAUCAGAUCACAGCAUAAUAUCAAAUAAUGAUAGAUCUCCAAUUUAUAAUGAGUUGGCACUAGACGAUCCACCAUACCAAUUCACUGUUCACGAAAACAAUUAUCAAUUAAAAAAAAUAACAGAAGAUAUUUGGUGUGUAACAACGAACUCAGAUGAUUUGAUUCAGAACAAUUUGGAAAUUGCAAUUACCAAUGAAAAUAAGCAAGCUGAGGGUAAUGGGUCAUCAAUAAGUGUAGCAUCAUGUCUCAUCAAAAGACAUGGAAGAUGA